This is a messenger RNA of Haemonchus placei, 861 nucleotides long. The record is from the annotation of a GenBank genome assembly. NCBI's taxonomy places the organism in Eukaryota, Metazoa, Nematoda, Chromadorea, Rhabditida, Trichostrongylidae.
AUGCACUACUGGUAUUUACAAAAUUAUCUACAGCCAUCUUUGGUUGUAAUCAUGUAUGAGGAUGGUAUGGGACGUCAAAUAACGUUAGGCCAACUCAUUUUUCGGAAUGGUGAUGCCAAUCCCUUCGAUGACGCGACUCUCUAUGCUUUCGACACUGAAAAACACCUCUCAAUCGAAGAAAAAGAGUUUCGCUCGCAAAUCAUGGAGGCGUUUGAUAGUUACAACGGCGGAACAGUCUACCCACGAAGCAGCACAAAUUCAGUGAUUGCCGGAUGUGACAAAGUGGCCCCAGGGUACUUCAGCUAUAUAGAUAAACAUGGCUGUCUAAGAGGUCCCUUCUCGGCGGAACGCAUGCAACGGUGGUACGAGGAAGGAUUUUUUGCUGACGACUUUGAAGUCUUCGCCCAUCGCGGCCGUGUUGCUGAUAAUUUCACUCUCGGAAAGAAGCAACAAACGCUCGUUGGAUAAGUCUGUGCAGUGUCCACCAAGAGGCAAAUUCAAAGAAUUAUCACAAGAAGAAGCCGAAAAAUACAAGCCGUGGCCACUUCUCUCUCGUCAAGAAAAAAACCACUCAGAAGUUAAGAAAGAGUCAUGGGUCAUGAAUAACUUUCGUUUCCUACAAAAGCAUGUAUCUCAAUGUGACUUGGAAAAUAUCAACAAAGAUCCAAAUAACUAUGAUCUUUUUGGAGCUGUUUGUCAGCUUUGUUGCGUUCGACUGCCAGCAGCUAGCGAAGUGUUCAAACAUCUUGCACUUGAGAGUCAUCAGAACAAAGUUCUUCUGGAAUGUCAGAUCACUGGCUCAGAAUUCAAUGAAUACUUUAAUCGGCUGAAGAAUGUGCGACUUAAAGCAGUAUGAAAUGA